GUUACAUUCUCAAGAGAUAUGUGGAAAAACUAGCCCGCGACGGACAACUGGACCAAUUCGUGAAGAAGAUCCGGCAAAAUCAAGAUCCCCAAAAAAGGAACACCUGGAACAGGGGGAAAAACGAGCCAGCCUCAACUUCAAAGAAAAGAGAGGUUGGAGCCCAGUUUGAGGAAGAUGAAGAAGGGGAAGAUUCAGGCCGGCAGAAGCGCCCACAUGUCAACCAGAUCUACGACGGACCUAUAGGCGGAGACACAACGGUGGAGAGGAAAAAAUGGAAUCAACAACUCUUUAUUGGAGAAAUCAACCGCCUUCCCGCCGACAAGAAGCAAAAGCGGGAGUCCAUUAUCUUCACCGACGAUGACCUGCCACCGUGUCCUCCACCACAUAGGGAUGCGCUGAUGAUGAAAAUGGAGGUUCUUGAUACCAUUGUCCAUCGACUCCUCGUGGACAAUGGAAGCUCGGUAAACAUUCUAUACAUGAAUACUUUCUAUGAGAUCGGUCUCCAGAAGGCAGACCUCAAGCCCGUCAAAACCCCGCUAUCAGGUUUUACCGGGGACACGAUUAAGCGGCAAUCAAAAUUUUAUUUGACUCUAAAAUCUGAAAAUUUUCCCCAAAUUUCUUUUAUCUAACUCUCGUUCCCGCUAGCUUUUCUCAAAUUUGUCACAGAUUGAACUACAAUACGGCAAAUACAGUGUGCCCUAGUCGUGUUCUUUGGAUUCCAUUUUCUCCUUCGAUCAGAAUGACUUCGUUGUGGUGACGUAGAUGGUCGUUGUCGCGGCGGCUCUUAAUUAACCUAGGGAUGGGAGUUGAUGUUGGUUCCUGGAACUAAUUCCUUUCAUCGCACAAAGUAUUUAGUUUUCAAACACCAACCUGCAGGGAUACUAUUUUCAUCAUAGAGCUGCCUCCAAUCCAAGUUCCUUAAACAGAGUUUAAGGGAGAUUUGAGUGCCUGAGUUCAUAUUACAAGUCAUGUAAGACUCGUGAUAAUGCAUUUAACCAUUAUGCUAAUUGAGAUGGUUGAUAGAGCUGAUGACCAGUGGCAUGACUUGUGUAGCCAUUUCAACUCAGAUAAGGUUAAGGUACAUGUAUAUCUACAUGCAUUGUUCUUUCUUUGAAGCAUGAAAAGUAGAAGUAUAAUUUAAAAAGUAAUUCAAUAUAUUUUUGUAAACUCAGUUUUAAAAAAAAUCAAUGCUUAUGAAAAGAGUAAACUAGAUCAGAAGCAUAAAUAUCAAUAUUUUUAGUCCUAAUAGAAUAUCUUGUUAAGAAUUAAAUAUUAAAAAAAUGUCAUAUAGUUGAGGAUUUUCCAUCAUUUGCAAUGGAGCCAAAGAUUCAUUAUUUUUUGGCUUGAGAAUAUGAUGGAAUAGAGCAAAAUGGCUCACUAAACUGUCUGCGCUUCUUUGUUAUGAAGGAGCAGUCAGUCCAUGCAAUUUUGGACACGAUUUUCAGUAUGGGUCAUCCGGAAACAGUCUCUGUGUGCUUUAGUAUAGGGGUAAGACUGCGUACAUCCGACCCCCCCUUACCCCACCGUAGGUGGGAGCCUUUGCGGCACUGGGGUAAAUGAAAAUGAUGAUGAUGAUAGUUGAAGAGCAAAAGGUUAUGGUUAAGCAAACUCUGUAUCUUUAUGGUACUUGUUUGUAUAUUAUUUAUGUAUCUCUUAGAGACACGAUCAUCAUCAAAUCAUCAAACAUAAAGAAUUGCAAAAAACAGAAUAACCAUCGUACUAGUUCACGUCCUCUCUCAUACAUACUUGAAGAUAUGUCAGGCUCGGUUUACUUAGAUGUUAUAAACCAGACAUGGAGCCCUAUGUUUGAUCUGGUACAUGUGACUGAAGUGUUUGUUCCUCAACUGCUAUUGUAUCCUAACCCAUCAGACCCACUGAAUGGAGAGACUGCAGCUCUAGUGAUGCGUUAUCAGCCCUCUUAUGGUCAAAGAGUGAAAUAGUUCUGUGAAAAAUAUGCGAAGGCUUAAGAUAGAUGCUGGGGUGGUGCCGGAAGAGAAGUCUAGCAAUGAGGAGUUGAGCAAUGUGAAAUAGUGAAGAAGAGGAAGAAAUUGCAGGAAAAACGGAUCUCUAAGAGAUAAAACAAUGUGCUCUUUCACUAAAUGCCUCUAUUUGUACAUGAAAGAAAAAGCUAGUUUAUAUUUAGAUCAAUAAAUAAACUCUGCAUUAUGCUCAGUACUCUUUUUCCUUUAACAUCUGUUGCACCUUCUGUUAACAUAGUAUGAUGAUCUCUUGGCUGAAAAAAAGGCGGUAGUAAAGUAUAGACACAUGAUUGUAUGUUGUUUAAAAUAAUAAGUGUAUGCAUUUAUAACUUGGUUAUUUUGUGAUAGGAUGGCUCAAAAUUUUCAAAGGUUGAUGUCUUCUAGUUCACUUAUGGUGGAAAGGACAAAACUUGGACUGGUAGCACAGACAAAGCACAACAUGCAGGAUGAAAUGGUUUCUAGAACUACUAAUUACCUCAAGGAAACCAGAAAGGAUCGAAGACAUUCCACUGGAAGACAUACUUGUUGAUGAUCAGGAUGUUGGAUUAUACAUCAUGACAUUUGUCCUAGGUACAAAACCAGGAUGGCGCAUUCGUGGUUUAGGAGAUGGCUGUCUUCGUGAUAGCGGGUCAUCUUGUGCAAAAGUCAAGCAAUUGUCAAAUGAGCUAGAAGCUGAACGUGAUGCUCGAAAAGUGCCAGAUGUUGCUUGAAUGAGGCAGAGGAAUUGAUGCAAAGAAAAAUGAAAAAUGUUGAGCACUUGAGCACAACUUCAAUACAGUCUUGACAUAACUCUUUGAGUCAAUUAUGCAAUCAAAUUCCAGCAGUUGUUCUUCCCCCAUAUGUGCCACUCUCCAUUGAGGAUGAAGAAUCCAAUGAAGAUGAUACUCUUGAUGAUGAAGAAGGAAAUUUUAAUAAGGCAAACUAUAGCAGGGAAUAGAGAUUCAUGUUACAAGAAUAUUUUAUUUAUUUUCAGUUUACUUUGUUUUUCUUUCAUAACUUCAUAUGUAGUACCAUAUGCAAACAAAAGUUUUAUUUUCUUUAACACUACAUAGAACAUUUAGUAUUCUUACUAUUACUUACUACCCUUGUUCCUAAAAAUCCUUCCCGGUUUGACUUGGCA
Messenger RNA from Cuscuta epithymum, 3099 nucleotides. Lineage: Eukaryota; Viridiplantae; Streptophyta; Magnoliopsida; Solanales; Convolvulaceae. The record is from the annotation of a GenBank genome assembly.